Molecule: messenger RNA, 666 nt
Organism: Durio zibethinus
Lineage: Eukaryota; Viridiplantae; Streptophyta; Magnoliopsida; Malvales; Malvaceae
Source: RefSeq, a predicted model, not a curated record
AUGUCCAUUUUCAUAUCCACUCAACUUCUUCAAGGUUUGCUUGGAGAAUUCCACUCUAGAAGGUUGCUGCUGCAUACCCCAUCUUUUCCAACCCUAACUACAGCAGCUUCUACAAACCCUGAAAACAACCUCAAUUCUUCAGAUCCUUACACUGGUAAUAGCGGCUUCGAUACAAACAUUGUUAUGGUUCUGUCGGUCCUCUUGUGUGCCCUAAUUUGCUCACUAGCACUGAAUUUCAUUAUUAGGUGUACAUUAAGGUGCUCAAGUUUGGUAGCCUCAGAAUCCCUCGCCAGCAGCUCAGCUCGGUUAGCAAACACAGGGGUCAAGCGAAAAGCCUUAAAGACCUUUCCAACAGUAAACUACUCUGUUGACUUGAAGCUGCCUGGCUUAGACUCCGAGUGUGUAAUAUGUCUAUCAGAUUUCACACCUGGUGACCGCGUGCGGCUUCUACCAAAGUGCAACCAUGGAUUCCAUGUUCGUUGCAUCGAUAAGUGGCUGAGCUGCCACUCGUCUUGCCCUAAAUGCAGGCACUGCCUCAUCGAGACAUGCCAAAAGAUUGUUGGCGGCAGUAGGCAGGCUAGGUCAUCAGAACCUCCUCCAGUGCAGGAAACCAUUGUGACCAUAGCACCGGUAGAUCCUGAAGGUUUGAUACAUAGCUAUAGGUAG